Molecule: messenger RNA, 900 nt
Organism: Kwoniella shivajii
Lineage: Eukaryota; Fungi; Basidiomycota; Tremellomycetes; Tremellales; Cryptococcaceae
Exons: 5
Coding region: 1-900 (299 amino acids)
Molecular function (GO): iron ion binding; oxidoreductase activity, acting on paired donors, with incorporation or reduction of molecular oxygen; monooxygenase activity
Source: RefSeq, a predicted model, not a curated record
AUGUUUGCCGGCUCAGAUAAGACGGCCGGUACAAUAGCGAUGGCGAUAUACCAACUCGCUCAGAAUACUUAUAUCCAAGAUACCCUCCGAGCUGAAUUGACAUGUUAUAGUGAUAACAUACCGUACGAACAGAUUGAUGAUUUGCCCUAUCUAGACGCUGUUGUUAAAGAGGUACUAAGGGUAUACCCUUCAUUACCUGGUACAAGAGAUGAUAUAAUACCUUUAUCGAGUCCUGUCAAAUUGAGCAAUGGGAAAGUUGUCAAUGAAAUGAGAGUUAGAAAAGGUCAAUUGAUACAUAUCCCUAUCGAACAUCUUCAUACAUCACCUUCAAUUUGGGGAAAGAACGCAUCAACAUUUGACCCGUCAAGGUUUUUAGGGGUAAACAUGCCAUUUGUAGAGACGCCUCGAACUGCAUCAUUCCCUGUGUUCAAUCCACCUUGGUCGACUAAUGGUAUACCUGAGAAGACUACUCACCCAGAGGUAUCUUCCGAUAGAUCUCGUACAUCUUCGGUGCCGUUCAGUGUGCUACAUCCAUUUCAUCAAGAAACAAGAGAUCUUUCCUCUUUCUUAUCGAGCUCUUCUUCCCCCAUACCGGAUCCAAUUCAUCAUACCAUACCUCGUAAAACUUCAAUUCCAAAUGAGAUCCCUCCAGGUCCAGGCAUAUAUCCAAAUUUCAUGACUUUCUUAGACGGUCCAAGGAGAUGUAUAGGUUACAAGUUGGCUAUCCUGGAGAUCAAGAUAAUGCUUUUCGUACUCAUUAAACAUUUGCAAUUUUCACUUAAAGGAGAAAGUAAAAUAUGGAGAUGGAAUAUGAUGAGUACAAGACCUUAUGUAGAGGGUAGUUUGUUUGAUAAGGGUUCUAGUCUACCCGUCAUUGUCGUCAAGCACUUCAAGGGGUGA